CCCCAAUACCAGCAAUAAUCUUUCAGGAGAGGGGACUCAGUUUAGAUCUUGUACAUCGAGGCAUAUCGAUCCUAGAAACAACUCUUUGCAUGAGAUCUACUGUCUCUUCUUGAGAUACGCGACGACCAGUAUUAGUCACGUGACAUGGUGAUUGGUUUCUUUGGCAAACGGGCAGCAACAAACAAACAUCACUACCAAACGAUCUCAGUGCGUCUACCUUACAGUAUACCACGAUGGAAAGUCCUCACGAGCAUCAGCAAGCCUUGCUGCUAUCUCGCAUCAUCGGCAACAUUGAAAAACUCAAUGAAUCAAUCAUGGUCAUGAACCGCAAUCUUCAGGAGAUCAACAUCCAGAACAUGAAUGUUGAGCUUGUAGCGCAGAUGUUCAAGAACUACCAGUCCAAUGUCCUGUUCCACUUGGAAGCGACGGACAACCUGAAGGAGCCAUCCUGAGCUUUUGCCAGCGUUGACUAUUGUACUUACGACGACAUGAUAUUCCGUUUCCAUUGUUCUAAUGAAACCUUCUUCUGGUGAAUGAGACUUGUGCUGUUGAGUAAAUUAUGUAAAAACCCG
Messenger RNA from Aspergillus fijiensis CBS 313.89, 572 nucleotides. Its product is annotated as DASH complex subunit DAD4. Bases 234 to 452 code for a protein of 72 amino acids. Gene Ontology annotation, biological process: attachment of spindle microtubules to kinetochore. NCBI's taxonomy places the organism in Eukaryota, Fungi, Ascomycota, Eurotiomycetes, Eurotiales, Aspergillaceae. The record is from RefSeq and is a predicted model, not a curated record. Gene Ontology annotation, cellular component: DASH complex; mitotic spindle. The transcript is spliced from 5 exons.